AUGGGCGCCGAUACCAUGCCUUCCGCCCAGGCUUACGAGAUGGACCGUCUCGACUUCGUCCACGCGCUGUUCGUAAGAGCUCUUGGAGACAGGCUUUACCUCGCGCCUCUUGAAAAGGAGAAGGUCCAAAAGAUCCUGGAUAUUGGAACUGGGACCGGGGCUAUGGAAAUUGGUGACAUUUUUCCGAACGCCGAGGUGAUUGGCAACGACCUCAGCGCUAUCCAACCCGAGUGGGUUCCACCCAAUGUCAAGUUCGAAAUUGACGACGUCGAAAGCCCAUGGAUCGGUGACAGAAAGUACGACUACAUCAUGUGUCGCUGCAUGGCUGCUUGUCUCGCAGAUUGGCCGAAGCUCAUGAAAAACAUUUAUGACCAUCUCAAUCCCGGCGGAUGGGUUGAGUUCCAAGACACAAGCAUUGAGUACUAUUCGGACGAUGGAACUCUCACGGAAGAGCACUAUUUCCCUCAGUGGAACAAGACCCUUGUUGAAGCAAUUGCCUCAAUUGGGCGCGAGCCCUCGCCUGGUCCUAAGCUCGAGGGAUGGGUCCGUAACACUGGGUUCCAAAGGAUCAACCAUUCAAAGGUCAAGAUCCCAUUGGCACCUUGGCCAAAAGAUCCCUUUUACAAGGACCUGGGGGCAAUGAACUUGACGCAAGUUCUUGAUGGUCUUGCGGGGUUCACGAUGAGGGUAUUCUGCGGAGUCCUUGGACAAACGCAGGAGGAGGCACAAGUCAUGAUGGCCGCGGUGCGCAACGAGCUCAAGAAGCUUCACUCUUUUCACUCACAGUUUGACUUGUAA
This is a messenger RNA of Colletotrichum chrysophilum, 798 nucleotides long. RefSeq lists its product as uncharacterized. Bases 1 to 798 code for a protein of 265 amino acids. The transcript has 6 exons. Lineage: Eukaryota; Fungi; Ascomycota; Sordariomycetes; Glomerellales; Glomerellaceae. Gene Ontology annotation, molecular function: methyltransferase activity. The record is from RefSeq and is a predicted model, not a curated record.